This is a messenger RNA of Exophiala dermatitidis NIH/UT8656, 1275 nucleotides long. Its product is annotated as undecaprenyl pyrophosphate synthetase. The record is from RefSeq and is a predicted model, not a curated record. The transcript has 2 exons. Gene Ontology annotation, molecular function: ditrans,polycis-polyprenyl diphosphate synthase [(2E,6E)-farnesyl diphosphate specific] activity. Gene Ontology annotation, cellular component: endoplasmic reticulum; dehydrodolichyl diphosphate synthase complex; membrane. Bases 1 to 1275 code for a protein of 424 amino acids. Lineage: Eukaryota; Fungi; Ascomycota; Eurotiomycetes; Chaetothyriales; Herpotrichiellaceae.
AUGGCCUCCAGACAUAUGUCGCAUAUACGGAAAUGGCUACUCCGUUCCCCGCCCGCCGAAUGGGCACUGAACCAACUGCGCGAACUACUCAUCGGGGCUCUCCGACAAGGCCCCGUGCCCAAACACGUCGCAUUCGUGAUGGACGGUAACCGCCGGUUCGCAAAGAGACACCGAAUCGAAACGGUAGAAGGACAUAAUCUGGGAUUCGAGGCGUUGGCUAGGAUUCUCGAAGUAUGCUACAAAUCCGGCGUGACACACGUAACAAUCUACGCAUUCAGCAUUGAAAACUUCAAACGGUCCAAAUACGAAGUCGACGCGCUGAUGGAAAUGGCGAAAAUCAAACUGAAACAACUGGUCGAGCAUGGUGACCUUUUGGAUCGAUACGGCGCGCGCAUUCGCAUUUUGGGGCAAAGAGAAUUGAUCAAGCCCGAUGUUUUGGAAGUGGUGGAUCAGGCUGUGAAAAUGACCCAGGGAAAUGGCAAUUGCGUGUUGAACGUUUGCUUUCCGUACACGAGCAGAGAAGAAAUCACCGCGGCCGUCCGAGGUACAGUUGAAGAGUUCUCGAGGCCCAUACCACCCGUUGCGAAAAGUCCGUUCAAAGAAGAGCGCAUCGCCCAUACAAUCCGGUCACAACAGCAAUCAUCAACGUACCUUGAACCUGAAGCUGCUGGUUCUGGUUUCGGUUUGCAGUCGCCAUCCUCAAGUACUACUUCUCUCUCAUCCUACGACAAUGACAACGACAACGACACUUUGUCUUCUUCUGUGUCGGUGUCUACUUCGACCACGUUACAUCCUGACGACAACACCGAAAUGACGUCGACCUCGACCUCGAGCGAACAACAACAGACACAAAGUCAUGGCGACAAAAAUACGCCGCUGAAACUGAAAUACCCUUCCCCAGAGCUCAUCACGCCCGAAACACUUGAUUCUCACAUGUAUACCGCCGGAGAUCCGCCUGUGGACCUUUUGAUACGGACUAGCGGCGUCAGUCGCUUGUCAGAUUACCUGCUGUGGCAGUGUCAUGAGGAUACUCAGAUUGUGUUUCUGGAUGUGCUGUGGCCUGACUUUGACCUGUGGAGUUUCUUGCCCGUUCUAUGGGAAUGGCAGUGGCGGACGCGGAAAUGUCAACAGCUGCAACAGCAACGAGGAGAGAACAAGAGCAAGACUCAGACUCGUGGGAGUUCAAGUUUGUCAUCAUCUCAACAGCAACAUCGGCCUACGAAGGAAAAUGAACUCGGGUCAUACUCGACGGCGAGAACUACCGCGCUCACGUAG